ACUCCACCGCCCCCCCCUGCUGCCAAGCAAUAAUGUAGCAACACAUGAAAACCAGACAAAGGGGAGAAGUGAAAUGCUUGACAUCGUGGAGCGAGUGGUAGUGAGAGCGGAAGACGACUCCCUAGUCGGGUACUCCAUCCCAGUUCAGGCAUCUUCAGACUCUGCAAGUUGGGCAGGGGAAGCAGGUCGCGGCUCAGUGCAGGCAUAUUAUUGGUGUAAAUUCUGCAGCUGGAGUUGCGAGUGGGCAGGGGGUUCUUCAAAGCUCAUAGAGCACUACGAGGAAAGGCAUAGAAUGAGCACUGGAGGUACAAUGAGCCCCAAUAACUCCAAUCCCCCGCGGCCGGACCGAGAGAGAGCAGUGAGAAGAGAUGAACACGCUGCAUCCAAAAGCAAAAAAGAUCUACAAUCAAACUCAUCGAGCACCAGCAAAGGAGACCUAAACAGCAGUGAAUCAGAGGCAGUCGUGACCAGUUACAACUGUCAGCUCUGUGAUUUCCGAUACUCAAUGGCCCACAGUGCAGAUGUGAUUGUCGUAGCACCGUUGCUUCUGCACUACCAGCACAACCACUCCAUCCAACGGUGCUGCAUUCAGCACUGCAUGUAUUGUCCACAGGGACUCUGCCAGCCACACAAACACCUGGGAGAGGUGUCCCACCCGUUUGCUUGUCGGAAACCCACCUGCGCCAAGUGCUGCUCCAGAUUUCCUCAGUCCAUCAAACAACAAGAUGCCAUAGCUUCGAAACCUGCUACUGCCACUUCACCCAGCAUGACCCCUCCUACUCCCAGAAGUGACCCCGGCAGGAUUCUGCUUCAACCUUUCAUUCUCCUAGCUCCUCGCACCCUGUUGUCUCUCAAGCUGCCAUACCCUCAUCAACCUCAAGGGGGCGCCCCGCACGUCAAGGCUGAGGAGGACACCGGGGGAGAGAAGGAAGGAGGGGGGGCACGAGGAGGGGAGAGAGAGUUCCCUUGUUCAAAGUGUCACUUCAUCACAGAAGUGGAAGAGGAGAUUUUUAGACACUACAGUACACAUGUGCCUCAGUGUUCUGGACACCAGCAACUGGGAAAGGGCAAGGUGGUGCCCACAUUUCACCUAACUGUAGCAGAGGGUAACUUUGAGGUGAGGAUGGACCGGUUUUUGGCCCAGGACAUGAACCUAGAGUAG
Messenger RNA from Thalassophryne amazonica, 1162 nucleotides. Its product is annotated as zinc finger transcription factor Trps1-like. Gene Ontology annotation, biological process: regulation of transcription by RNA polymerase II. Gene Ontology annotation, cellular component: nucleus. Lineage: Eukaryota; Metazoa; Chordata; Actinopteri; Batrachoidiformes; Batrachoididae. The coding region runs from base 74 to 1162 and encodes 362 amino acids. The transcript is spliced from 5 exons. The record is from RefSeq and is a predicted model, not a curated record. Gene Ontology annotation, molecular function: DNA-binding transcription factor activity; RNA polymerase II transcription regulatory region sequence-specific DNA binding.